CCUGUCCCCCGUGUCCCUGCAGAGGUGCUGCUGCGGGUGCAGGUGUUUGAGAGCGGCACGCUGGCCCCGCUGGCCCAGGUGGCCCUGGACGUGUUCGGUGCCCGCAGCGCGCUGGCAGCAGGGACCACUGACGCCUCGGGCACCGGGGUGCUGCCCGUGCCCUACCGCCUGGGCUCCUGGCUGCUCGUCACCGCCGCUCGCCGCGGAUACGUCACUGCCUCUGUCCCCUGGCGUGUCACCAAACUGCCGCGUGAGUCACUGGGACCCCUAAGAGGUUUUGGUGUAGAGGUCCCUUACGGGGGGGUGUUUGGGAGGGGGCUGGUGGCCAUGGCAGCAGGUGUGACAGACAUCAGCACCUACCACACCAUCUUCCUCCUCACCAUCCUGGGUGCCCUGGCCCUGCUCGUGCUCAUCCUCCUCUGCCUCCUCAUCUACUACUGCAGGCGGCGCUGCCUGAAGCCGCGGGCUCAGCACCGCAAGCUGCCGCUGCCGGGGCCGCUGGACGCGGCGCGCCGGGACCAGGCCACCUCGGUGUCGCAGCUGGACCUCCUGUGCGGGGGCAGCCACCUGGAGACCGCCUCCUCGGGGGGCGACACCGACCUGCCCACCCCCAGCCUGCCCCCCUCCACCCGCGAGCUGACCGCGGGCAGCGGGGGGCGGCGCGGGGGGGGCAGCGGCCGCAGCAGCGCCAGCGAGGCCCCCCGAGACUCCCUGACCAGCCCCGAGGAGGAGGCGCUGGCCGAGGCGGGCGACGGGGGCGACGAGGGGGGCGACCGCAAGAGCCCCUGGCAGAAGCGAGAGGAGCGGCCACUGAUGGUCUUCAAUGUCAAGACGGGGGGGGCUGGCACUGCCCCCCGAGCCAGCGGUGCCUCCAAGCUGCCGUAG
Messenger RNA from Malurus melanocephalus (red-backed fairy wren), 885 nucleotides. RefSeq names its product protein FAM171A2-like. NCBI's taxonomy places the organism in Eukaryota, Metazoa, Chordata, Aves, Passeriformes, Maluridae. The record is from RefSeq and is a predicted model, not a curated record. The annotation marks the transcript as partial. The transcript has 6 exons.